Cavia porcellus (domestic guinea pig) is the source of this 4670-nucleotide messenger RNA. RefSeq names its product Mdm1 nuclear protein (gene Saxo6). Gene Ontology annotation, molecular function: microtubule binding. The coding region runs from base 317 to 2479 and encodes 720 amino acids. Gene Ontology annotation, biological process: negative regulation of centriole replication; retina development in camera-type eye. The transcript has 15 exons. NCBI's taxonomy places the organism in Eukaryota, Metazoa, Chordata, Mammalia, Rodentia, Caviidae. The record is from RefSeq and is a predicted model, not a curated record.
AGCGUCCAGGAGCCUCAUUGGCCAGCAUUCCGCCCGCCAUCUCUAUUAGCCUCCUGGAGUUGUUGUGGGCACUGAUUGGUCGAGUCAUAACGACAGCAAGAGAGUAUAUGAGUGUCUAUUGGUCCUCAGGCUUCAAAAUAGGCGGGGAAAAGUAGAGUGACAGGGCUCAAAGCCAGGGGCGCGGAGUACGCAGGCGCGUAGUUGGGGACGCUAGGCCCAGGCUCUUCCUAGGGAACUGACUGUUGUCGCCCCGCCCCCUCUGGGCUUUUUGUCCCGUUAACUGUCGCGGUGGCGGGGGGUGCCAGCACCAGGAGACAUGCCGGUGCGCUUCAAGGGGCUGAGUGAAUACCAGAGAAACUUUCUGUGGAAAAAGUCUUAUUUGUCAGAGUCCUGCAAUUCCUCAGUGGAGAGAAAGUACCCGUGGGCUGGACUUAGAUCAGAUCAAUUAGGGAUCACAAAAGAGCCAGGUUUUAUUUCAAAACGAAGAGUCCCUUACCACGACCCACAGAUUUCAAAAUCUCUCAAGUGGAAUGGAGCUCUCUCAGAGAAUGAUGUGGUUGUAUCACCAGAACCUGAAGUCCCAGAAACACCAAAAUCAGAGGCAGAGCAAGAAGACGUUAACCAAGAAAAAGUUCUUUCACUAGAGGCCUCCACGUUUCCUAAGAGAGGCAGAUCUCAUUCUGCAGACUCCAGAGCUGAAGGCACUCCAGAUGCUGUGGAAAAGCAUGAGGAUGUAGCAACAAACCACAUACUGGUUAAUGAAAAUGUGGACCAGGAACAUUCUACCAACCUGCUUCCAGAACAUGUAGAUAAUGGGUUGUUGGACAGAUUUCUGCGUAAGAAAGCUGGAUUGACUGUUGUUCCUUCACAUAGUCCCUUGAGAAAUUCUGAGUAUCAAAGGCAGUUCGUCUGGAAGACUUCUAAAGAAACAGCGCCAGUGCUUGGAGCCAGUCAGGUUUUCCACAAUAAAAGCAAAUUUAUUCCACAAUUCAAAGGUAACUCAGUCAUCCACGAAACCGAGUACAAAAGAAAUUUCAAGGGUUUAUCUCCAGUGAAGGAACCAAAAUUGAGAAAGGAUUUGAAAGACAACGGGAAUCUUGAAACGCUAUCUCCUGAAAAGUGUAAUAAAAUGGAUGACCCUUUAAAAUUAGAAGCAGAGAUGGCACCAAAAGAUUCAAACGAGCCUAAAAAGAAGCUCACUCCUUGGAGACAUCAAAAGCUUGGGAACGUGAAUUCUGAAUAUAAAGCAAAAUUUCUGAGCCCUGCUCAGUAUUUGUAUAAAGGUGGAUCUUGGACACGUGUGAAGGAAAACAUGCCAAAUCAGGGUUCUCUAAAUGCCAUGUGGUAUGCAGAGGUUAAAGAACUCAGAGAAAAAGCUGAGUUUUACAGGAAACGGGUUCAGGGAACACAUUUUUCUCGGGACCAUCUGAAUCAGAUUUUGUCUGAUAAGAACUACUGUUGGGAUGUCUCUUCAACUACUAGCUCAGAAGGAAGCAUUAGCAGCAACAUCAAAGCAUUAGAUCUUGCUAGGGAUCCCACAAGCCAUAAGACUUUGCAGAAAUGCCUUCCUACAAAACCAGAAGAAAAAAGAGAGAUUUUGGAAGAACAGCCCCAGAAAAGCACCAUGGAGAAACUGGAUGUGUCAGAGCCUCCCACCCUCCCUGUUAGGAGGCAGCUGGCUUGGGGUGCAGAGAACACCGAUGAAGACACGCGGAAGCAGCCCAGAGAGGAGAAAGAAGAGGAGGAGGAAAGAGGAAGUGACAAACCAGUUCAUGUGGAAGAGCUAGAGAAACUGGACAUCCACAAGAAAUCUCAGGCAGACAACGCAGAAGGGUCAGACUCUUCUGUAUCGUCAGGGAAAGGAGGCAGGCUUCCUACUCCGAAGCUGAGAGAACUUGGUGGAAUCCAAAGGACUCAUCAUGACCUCACUACUCCAGCUAUUGGUGGAGCUGUUUUAGUGUCCCCAUCAAAGAUAAAGCCUCCAAUCUCAGAGCAGAGGAGAAAAAUGUCUUCUCAGGGUGGCAUAGGAACUCCAAAGAAUGAUUUUACUAAGAAAGGAAGCCGUGCUGUAUCCCUACUGACUUCUCCUGCUGCUGGUAUAAAAACAGUUGAUCCUCUGCCUUUACGGGAAGAUUCUGAUGGCAGUAUCCCCAGAUGUGCUGAGACAACUCUUCCAGUUUCAACAGCUCUGGACUAUCCAACAAACAGCCAAGGACAGCUGCCUUCUCUGCCGUGCACUCCAUCCUUCUGGCAUCCUGCUCGUCGGAUUCAGGGAUCUCUGAGGGAUCCAGAAUUUCAACAUAAUGUGGGAAAAGCAAAGAUGAAAAAUUUCCAGUUACCUCAGCAUGAAGCCUUUAACAAUGAAGAUGAGGACAGACUGUCCGAGAUUUCUGCUCGCUCUGCAGCUUCUAGUCUCCGCGCUUUUCAAACUCUGACACGGGCUCAGAAAAGAAAGGAGAAUUUUUGGGGCAAAACAUAAAACUACUUAAAUUUGUUUUUUUUUUAAUUCACUGAACCAUUGACAUAAUUUUUCUUUAUUGAUUACUGUAUUAAGAGUUUUUAAGUGUUUGAAUUUUCUUCUGGUAUUUCCAACUUAAAUUACUUGAGUUUUUUCAAUAGUUCAUUUUACUUGGAAAAUCUCAACCUAGACUUAUACAAAUUCAAUUUUUAAAAAUUCUUUUACGUUUAUCCCAAAAUACAGCAACACAGAUUGUAUAGUUCUUCACAUAUUUUUUUCUUCUGUAUUAGGGGUCAGGUAUAACUGGCAGAGUUGUGAAUUUCUCCCAUUCUGAGAAUAUUUUAAAGAGAAGUGAACUAAAAUUAAACCAGAUUGGUUUUUUUGUAUCUUUAUAGAUGUCAAAAUGAGUUUAUUGUUCCUUUAACUUUCCCAUUAGUGUUUAUUUUUGUACCUUCUGUAUAUGGCUGUAGCACUAUUUAAGAUAAUUGUACUUUGAAAUUCCCAGCUGUAUAUAUUUUUAUUUGUGUAACACAGUUUGGUGAGAGAGUAUAUAUAUAUAUUUUUGAUCUUUGUGUGUAUGCUAUUUGUAUAAUACCUUUGGGUUACAUUUGAAUAAUGUCUGGAUUUUGAAACAUUAUUUGUAUAAUGGAGAACUAAAACUUUGUAGAUGUUUUGAAAUAAACGUUGUUUAAGUGUGUUUGUCUUCUCCAGAAAGUUAUUAUACGGAGCAGUUAUCUUUUAGAAUUAUUCUACUGAGGUCAGAUCAGUCAAAAGUUGUAAUUCUGUUGUAGCUGUGAAAUGCAAUACAGCUAAGGCUACAGGUUUUUUUUAUGUAAAUGGACUAACAGAAUUUUUAAGGCAGGCUCAUUUUUAAAACAUUUGACACAGUUUUUGAUUAUAUCCACUCAUAGAAUAUUCCAUUGUCUUACUCUAUUUUACAAAUCACACUAAAUUUAUUUCUAAAAAUAAGGAAUUUUAUAAAACAUAAGAUUUUUACUAUUAUACAUAAAAGUAUUGAAGAUAAAAGAUACAGAAUAUUAAUACUUCUAAAGUGCUUCUGAUUUCAUCUAAAGUGCUUUUGCAAAUCAUUGGUUCACAGUAAGUUUGUUAAAUCUCAUCUGAGGUUGUAAGGAACUAUAAGCAUACAAAUAUUUGCUUAUAUUCUAUUAAUCUUUUGAAAUAAUACGUUCAUAAAGAACACAUUUUACUGAGACACUAAACAGAAAUAAAAGUUUGUAAUUAUGAAAUAACUAUUUUAGAACAUAAAUUAUCUUCUAGACAAAUGUUUUCUGAGGUAUAUUGGUUGUAAAAUAAAUUUGGAAUUUAAUUGUCCCUGAAUAAGCUUCAAGAUAGUAAUCAUUUUCUUCCUUUUAGGAAGCUGGCUAGUUUAGUUGACUAGGACAGUUUUCAAUGACCAUCUGUGUAUAGUAAAGAAAUUAUAGCAGACUUUCAGGGGCUUGUGUGUUAACUUCCAUCUACGUCCCCUAAAGUACAGACUACUAUCUGGAUGUGCCUAUUAUAGUGAAUCAUACCUGAAGUUGGUCUACCAGGUGUCAGUUAGACGAGGGUACGGUUUUCACGAGGCAAGGUCAUGAUCCCGUUGUCUUUCUUGUCUGAUGAUUUAACUGCAGUAUACCGCUGACUACCUGUCUUAAAAACUGGUGCAGGGAGUGGGGAUGGGGCAAUAGUGUUGAGGACUCAUUACGGUUCAUUCACUUGUACUAGAAGAGUAAUUCAAAGAACAUGAAUUGAAUUGAUGGGUAAGUAGUCUUAGAAACGGAGCUGUCUCAUGAGAUUUGUUAGCAUUGAAGAGCUGUGAUUGUUAAUUCAGUUUUUACCACCUUUACUAAGGGAUACUUUUGAGUUAAUUGGGAUUGUUAAAUGUGUAGCUGAUGAGUUUGGACAGAUGUUGACAUCUGUGAAGCUAAUACCACAAUCAAGUUAUACUUCAGUCACCCCUGAAAGUAUUGAUAUUUCCCUUUGUAAUCAGGCUUUUCACCCUAUUCCUUAAGGCUGCUGUUAACUGGCUGUCUGUAAGAUUACUUUGGAAAAAUGUUAGAAAAUGAAAUCAUCUUUUAGACCUAGAUUUUGCUAAGUAUAUUUUUUGAAAAUCAUUCAUGUUUUGUUGUGUAUGUUCUCAUUUAUUCCCCCAACUGGUGGACCUUUGUGUUAUUUGCAAUUUGAGACUAAAUUAAUAAAACUGCUGUUCCUA